AUGGAGCUUAUGCGGCUGUUUCAGUUCACUGACGCUGCAGGGAAUCGCGUGCCGAUGCUCUCGCUCUUCGGGGACCUUGUGGAGAUAUAUUCGGCCAACAAGGCGAGCCAUCAUCGCACUAUUCUGAAGAAGCUGCAGAAGAACGACCCUGACAUCAAGGCGGACUUCUCACAGUUUAUCUUCUUCGACAACCAAACGAACAAUGUCCAGAAUGUCUCCAGCAUUGGCGUAACGAGUGUGUACUGCCCCAACGGCAUGGUCUCUGGGGUAUUUGAGCGCGGAAUAAAGGAGUGGCAGGCGCAGCACAAGAACCAUAACCUGUGA
Trypanosoma grayi is the source of this 324-nucleotide messenger RNA. RefSeq lists its product as hypothetical. NCBI's taxonomy places the organism in Eukaryota, Euglenozoa, Kinetoplastea, Trypanosomatida, Trypanosomatidae. Gene Ontology annotation, molecular function: acid phosphatase activity. The record is from RefSeq and is a predicted model, not a curated record. The coding region runs from base 1 to 324 and encodes 107 amino acids. The transcript has a single exon.